Molecule: messenger RNA, 741 nt
Organism: Lecanosticta acicola
Lineage: Eukaryota; Fungi; Ascomycota; Dothideomycetes; Mycosphaerellales; Mycosphaerellaceae
Source: the annotation of a GenBank genome assembly
AUGCUCUCCGUUCCGUCUACCACAGUACCACAAGUCGCGUUGAUCAGCUUCAUUCUAGGAUCAAUACCAAUUACACAGUCGGAGCGUCAUGAUGGAAAGUAUUGCGUGGAGAAGAAGGUAAGCGCACACUUUCGAGGCACGACUCGCUUCCCCUGACAAUUCCAUCCAUAGAAUCGACUUCGCCGACAUUCUCGCAGUACAAGUCCACAGCAUGCCAUGGACGAGCAAAGCAGACGCACGUACCACGUCCAUGCGAAACUCCUCCGUGAGCGAUGUCCGUACUUAUCAAGGCUUCAAGACGAAGUCGACCACGCCUUGUCGCUCCACGACGAAAAGCCGGAUGCCUUCGAAAGCUAUCUCCCUCUCCUCUAUACGGGCGAGGUAGCGGUCCUCGGGGACGACGAGAGGCCUAAGAACGAAAACAACAACAACAACAACAACAACAACAGCGAAAUCGACGACGAUGAGACUAUCUGGACCAACGUCGUCGACCUGUACACCCUCGCGCGGAAACUGGAAGAUCUAAAAUCUACAAAUCUUGUCACGGAUGAGCUCGUGGCUAUGCUUCGGACCGCCUCACCUCCUGCGCGCAUUAUCGAUUCUCUCUACCGCUCCGAUGACGCCGCCGCGGACAGACUGCGAAAGCUUUUUUCGCCCAUCAUGUCGUCGUGCAGGGCGAUCUCACCGGGCCGCUGUUCCGCGAGUACACUUUCACGAAUGCGAGCACCUCGGGCAUCAUGA